AUGCUCAAACUGUUGUUUGGAGUUUCCAUGGCAGUUGGUGCGAACCAAUUAUUGUCAUGUGAUAACCCCCUUUCGCGAAGAAUACAUCCCGAUGAAGGGAAGGAAGCAUGGAUUGAUAUUUACUCUGUUAAAUUAACCAAGAGAUAUAUUGUCCUUUCUGAAGAAAAGAUAUCCAUUCCUAAAUCUUGUAUUUUAAAUCAAAAUGAAUUACAUUUAAAUACGAAUGAUGGCGAUGACGACGAUCAACAACACAGUUCCGAUCCCAAUGAAGACAUCUCUUCGGAUGAUGAGGACGACAAAAUUGCAAAUUUAUCGGUGGACGCAUUCGUUCAAGGAAUGAAAUCAGGCUCCAUCAAUUAUCAUACAUUACCUCCCAUACGAGUCAUACAGCACGGAUCUCACUAUAUUUCUGUAGAUCAUAGCGAUGCUUAUGUGUACGCAUUACAACAGUUAGUACAAGAGGCAUUACCAUUUAGAGAUUUGAAAUUCAGAGCCAUUAUUCUGAAAGAGGCUUUCGCUCACGUCCAACUCAUGAGUUUGUGGGAUCAAUCGACCCAUUCAAAACCAACUAACGAAGAUAUUGUACUCUAUGAUUUGAAAUAUAUCCAAUUACUCAAAGAAAACCCCCAACAAGGCGAUGAACAAAUUUGGAACAGAACAUACUCUCGAAAACUCAAAAGCAAAUCAGAACCGGUGAGUUUAGUGAAAGCAGUUGGAGUGGGAGCCUUGGUAGGAGCUGUUGGCUUCAUUCCAACUGCCGUGGUAGGAGGUUUUGGUUAUCUUGGCUAUAAGGCAUACAAAUCCAUGUAUCCUGAUGCUGUUAGUUUUGGUCACAUUCAACCCAUUAUUCCAAACAUUGAAGAGUACUUGGAUGAAUCACGAAAAAACACGUUAUUACAAGUCAUGCCUAAAUACGAGCCAGGAAAGUACAAACCUAUGCAAGUGUGUCAUGACCAAGGUGUUUUUUAUACAUGCGAUAUUGAACUCUAUUCAAUUUAUAAGGACAUUGUGGAUCAGAGAAAAAUUCUUGGUAUUCGAAAAGAACUGAUGAUUCCCGUCACUCAUUCUGAUCUCAAACUUCGAGAGGUUAAAUUAUUGUUUCUUAAAACACAUUUUAGAAAUAUUCAACAAGGAUCUCUCAAUACCGUUCUUAAUGUCGAAAGAAAUAAGGUCGAAGAUCAAGAACUUUCUGAUGCAAAGGAAGAUACGACCAAUACUCAACCCAUUGAUGAUCAGGAAUGCAUGAUUUGCAUGGAACAACACAGGGAUUGUGCCUUAAAUUGUGGCCAUGUAUAUUGCUCUAGAUGUGCUGACCUACUGAAACGAUGUCCAUUAUGUGACAAAGUAGUGUCGAGUAGACUCAAGCUCUACCUGUAA
This is a messenger RNA of Naegleria fowleri, 1377 nucleotides long. RefSeq lists its product as uncharacterized. Bases 1 to 1377 code for a protein of 458 amino acids. The record is from RefSeq and is a predicted model, not a curated record. The transcript has a single exon. Lineage: Eukaryota; Heterolobosea; Eutetramitea; Acrasida; Naegleriidae.